Talaromyces atroroseus is the source of this 1281-nucleotide messenger RNA. RefSeq lists its product as hypothetical. The record is from RefSeq and is a predicted model, not a curated record. The transcript is spliced from 7 exons. Bases 1 to 1281 code for a protein of 426 amino acids. Lineage: Eukaryota; Fungi; Ascomycota; Eurotiomycetes; Eurotiales; Trichocomaceae.
AUGGCGUUCGCAUAUCCCACAAAACAGACCGACAGAGAGACAAAAACAAAAGAACUGGAAAGAAACAGAAUCAACUUUGUCCCUGAAGGCAAAACGGAGCUUUUCUGCUAUGCGAGUAACAUGCUUUCAGCAGAUGAUAAUACCAAGAAAUUGCGUGGACGGGUUGAGAUUCUUGAUUUUCUGCAGGAACAGUCAAAGUCAACUUCUGCUUUUACGCUCGUUGCUGGCUAUGGAAACGGCACUUUGCAUCCACUCAGUCUUGAUCAGGACCUUUUCACGGUCAUACUGAAGACAUUUAAUUUACCGGAGAAGGUCCAUGAGGUAAUCUAUUCUAUCCACGGAGUAUUUGCGAGGUUCGUUGAGUCGGAUGAUGGUGAUGGAGACGGCCCCAAAUCGUUGCUAAUCCUCCUCUCCACACCAAAAGCACCAGUACGAGAAGUCUUCUGCACAAUGCGCAUCACCCCGGCAUUGAAUACAGUGACCUGUCUCCUCUUCGAUGCCCAACUAACCGACCUUGGCCGUAUCAUCGAAUCCGUGCACAACAUCAAUAGAGAUAACCCUGCACGACUCUCCGCAUGGAAAACAGCCUUCCAAUUUCUUCUCUUUCUAGCCCGCGAACUCGGGCAUACGUCUGAAUCUAAACGCCACGCUUUGGAUAGGUCUAUUCUCGGCGCCGAAGUGCAGACCAAGUCGACGCCAUGGGAUGAUCCGAGUAGGGCGCUGGUACGCUGGCCGAAUGAUAUACAUGAAGCGACGAGUGUGCUUCAUUUGUGUCAUAACAAUCUACUGUUUGUUGCUCGCGCGGUGGAGUUUGAGAUUGAUCUUUGGAGAUGGCUGCGCCGGCUUGUUGUGGGUGGUGAUAGUAAAAAUGAGGCAUUGCUGUGGUUGAGAGGUAGCGAUGUUAGGGCUGGGGUGUGGACUGCGUUGAUUGACUCCAUCGACUUCGAGAUGGUGCAUACGAUGAAUAAGAAGACGCAAAUUGAUUGUCUCAAGGAGCGCAUUGGGGUGCAAAUCAAUCUAAUUAACAACCUAAUCGCCCAUCAAGAGAGUUCUCAAACAAACCUCAUUGCUAUUGUAGCUUUGGUUUUUGCGCCUGCGAGUUUGAUUGCUUCUAUAUUCAGUGCAGGCAUCUUCGCGACUGACCAUAGGUCAUGGAUUGCAUAUGUUGCAUUGACCGUGCCAAUCACUAUUUUGACUGUCUUGACUGGUGUCAGUUUCCUGGAACAACAGAAGCUGAAGCAUUGUUUGUCUUUCGAUGUCUCCUCUUUGAUUAUGACUUGA